Molecule: messenger RNA, 2457 nt
Organism: Adineta steineri
Lineage: Eukaryota; Metazoa; Rotifera; Eurotatoria; Adinetida; Adinetidae
Source: the annotation of a GenBank genome assembly
AUGACACAAUCUACUUCACAAAAUUUACAUGUAACAAAUAUGACAAAUGAUGAACUUGAACUAUUGAAAAGACUUGAGGAAGAGAAUAGACGUAUCGAAUAUGAUUUAAAAUCACCUGCAAAUGCGCCGCAAAAUAAUAUUGUAAACACACGAUCACCUGAAUUACAUCAUAAGCAAAUACGACAAGAUUCAAUUUCAAGUGAUGCGAGCAAUUUAACGGUCGAUAAUGAUGGUAAUCUUGAAAAUGAAUGGAAUACUUGGAAUAGAAUAAUUAAUAAUUGGACAAUAUAUAUGAAAAAAAAACCACAAUGGAUUAAAGAUACAAUUCGAGCCGGUGUUCCAGUUCAUUUUCGUCCAUUACUUUGGCAAUGUUUAGCUAAAGUUGAUUCAUCAAAUGCUAAACAAAAAUAUGCUGAUUAUAUGAAAAUGACAUCACCAUGUGAAAAAGUUAUUCGAAGAGAUAUUUCACGAACAUAUCCCGAACAUGAACUUUUCAAAGAAAAACAUGGUAUUGGUCAAGAAAGAUUAUUCAAUGUGAUUAAGGCUUACUCAUUAUAUGAUCGUGAAGUUGGUUAUUGUCAAGGGAUUGGAUUUAUUGUUGGACUUUUACUUAUGCAUAUGCCUGAAGAAGAAGCAUUUGCUGUACUUGUAUCUAUAUUACACGAUUUUGGAAUGCGUGAUAUGUAUAAACCAGAUAUGUUUUAUUUGGGAUUAUGUAUAUAUCAAUUUGAAUGUAUGGUUCAAGAAUUUUUACCAGAUCUUAAUCGACAUUUUCAACAAGAAAGUUUUAAUACAUCAAUGUAUGCAUCCAGUUGGUUUUUAACAUUAUUUACAAAUCAAUUUCCAUUUACUGUUGCUUGUCGUACGAUGGAUAUGUUUUUAAGUGAAGGUAUAGAGAUUAUUUUUCGUAUGGGUAUUGCACUACUUGAUAUUCAUCAAGAUGAAUUAAUGCUUUUAUCAAUGGAAGAUAUGCUAAAAUAUUUUCAAAAAGAUGUACCUAUCAAGCAUGAAAAUGAUCAUGAAUCUUUAUUUCAACGUGCUUUUUCUGUGCAAUACAAUGGAAAAAAAAUGAAAAAAUUAGAAAAAGAAUAUACCGUUAUUCGUAAAGAAGAGCAAGAAGAACAAAUUGAAAUACGUAGAUUAAGAAAUGAAAAUCGUUUAUUAAAACAACGAGUUGACAAUUUAGAAAAAGAAAGUGCAACAUUAGCAAAUCGUUUAAUUGAAGGUCAGGUAUCAAAUGCACAAUAUGCGGAAGAAUCAUAUCAAUUAAAACGUGAAAAUUGUACUUUAAAAAAACAAGUCGAUGAAAAAAUUAGUCAGAAUAGUAAUAAGAUUAUACCACAGAACAAUAUUCAAAAUUCAUCAGAUUCCACUGUAACAUCAAAUGAUGAAGAAUUAGAAGCUCUACGUGGUACAAUCGAUAAAUUAACUAUAGAUAAUCGUAAUUUACAAUCUACUCCACAUAUUGAAAUAGCUUCUCUACAAGAAGAAUUAACUCUUGUUAAAAUGCGUGAUGCUGAAGCUCAAGUUAAUAUGAAUGAACUUCGUCAACGUAUAGCUGAUCUUAAUCGUGAAUGGCAAUUACAUGAUAGUACAUGUAAAACAAUUCGUGAAACAAAUCAUAUAAAUGAUCCUAAUCCAAAUAAUGAUGCAUAUGAUUUAAUUGCUCAUGAAUUAUUAUCUCUUAAAAUGCGUGAAGCUCAAACAGAUUGUGAUAAUAAACUUCUUCAACAACAAGUAAUGGAUAUUGACACACAAAGACAAGUUUUAUAUAAUCAAAUAAAACGACAAGAUGAUGAAAUUCAACGUAUUCGUGUUGAAUUCGAAGAAUCUCGAGUACGUGAAAAUGAAUUACGUUCACAAUUACAUGAAAUGAAACAUCAAAUGUACGAUGGAGAAUUACGACAAAAAGAAGAUUCAAUGAUGUUACGUAUUCGAGAAGCUGAAAGUACUCAGACAAUAGGUGAUUUACGUCAAAGAAUAGCUGAAUUAGAAAUUCAAAAUCAAGAAUUAAUAACACGUGAUCAAAUAAUGGAUGAUAAAGAUCUUGAAGAUAAACUUCUUGAACUACAAGAUGAGGUAAGACGUAUACGUCUUACACGUAGUACUUCAUUACCUUUAAAACGUGCAAGUUUAUUGUGUUCGAGUAUAUCAUGGGCGAAAAGUGAUACUAUUGAUGAAGAUGAACACUUAGUGAUACGUCUUCGUUUGUUGCAGACUCUACACCGUAAACACUCCACAGCAACAGAACUUAAUCGUACAGACUAUGAAGAAAGUGACGAUGAAAGUCUAACGUCUCCUUUAUCAUCAUCAUCAGCAACUAAUCGUUUAAGUUCAUCAUCUAUUAUUCUUUCUCCCAGUUCAUUUAUUUCACCUAAUCAUCGUCUUCGUCAAUCGACACCUUCGUUAUUUCCUACAAUCUCAUCUUCACUACCAUCAACAUCAUCGGCUAGUUAA